AUGUUCAUCUACCUCAGCAAGAAGAUCGCCAUCCCCAAUAAUGUUAAAUUGAAAUGUAUUUCCUGGAAUAAGGAUCAAGGAUUCAUAGCUUGUGGUGGAGAAGAUGGACUUCUGAAAGUCUUAAAAUUAGAAACACAAACAGAUGACUCCAAACUCAGGGGCCUGGCAGCUCCCAGCAACCUUUCCAUGAACCAGACUCUGGAAGGCCACAGUGGGUCCGUCCAAGUCGUCACCUGGAACGAGCAGUACCAGAAGCUAACGACCAGUGACCAAAAUGGACUCAUCAUCGUGUGGAUGCUGUACAAAGGCUCCUGGUACGAGGAGAUGAUCAACAACAGGAACAAGUCCGUCGUUCGGAGUAUGAGCUGGAACGCAGACGGGCAGAAGAUCUGCAUCGUGUACGAAGAUGGUGCCGUGAUCGUCGGCUCCGUGGACGGAAAUCGUAUCUGGGGCAAAGACCUGAAGGGCAUCCAGCUGUGCCAUGUGGCGUGGUCCUCUGACAGCAAAACUCUGCUCUUUGGCAUGGCCAAUGGGGAGAUCCACAUCUAUGACAAUCAGGGCAACUUCAUUAUGAAGAUGAAACUCAACUGUUUGGUGAAUGUAACCGGAGCCAUCAGCAUUGCUGGGAUCCACUGGUACCAUGGCACAGAGGGCUACGUGGAGCCCGACUGCCCUUGCCUUGCCAUCUGCUUUGACAAUGGAAGAUGCCAGAUAAUGAGACAGGAGAGCGACCAAAACCCUGUUUUGAUUGAUACCGGCAUGAAUGUUGUCAGUAUCCAGUGGAAUCACACCGGGAGUGUCUUGGCUGUGGCCGGCUCCCAGAAGGCCAUCUCUCAGGACAAAGACAUCAACAUGGUGCAGUUCUAUACUCCAUUUGGAGAGCAUUUGCGAACAUUGAAGGUUCCUGGAAAGCAGAUGUCUGCACUGUCUUGGGAAGGAGGUGGAUUAAAGAUUGGUCUUGCUGUUGAUUCUUUUAUCUAUUUUGCAAAUAUCAGACCUGAUUACAAGUGGGGCUUUUGUUCCAACACGGUGGUUUAUGCGUACACCAGGCCGGAUCGCCCCGAGUACUGUGUGGUUUUUUGGGAUACAAAGAACAAUGAGAAAUACGUGAAAUACGUAAAAAGCCUGAUGUCCAUCACGACCUGUGGUGACUUCUGCAUUUUGGCAACUAAGUCUGAUGAAAAUCAACCCCAGUUUGUGUUGGUUCUUUGCAACUCGAUCGGCACUCCCUUGGAUCCCAAAUACAUUGAAAUUGUGCCGUUAUUUGUCACCAUGACCAAAACGCACGUGAUCGCCGCUUCCAAAGAAGCUUUCUACACGUGGCAGUACCGCGUGGCCAAGAAGCUGACGGCCCUGGAAAUCAACCAGGUGGCGAGGUCCAGAAAAGAAGGGCGAGAAAGGAUCUACCACGUUGAUGAUGCUCCUUCAGGAGCCGUCGAUGGAGCUCUGGACUACAGCAAGGCCUCGCAGGGCACCGAGGAUCCCAUUUGUGCUAUAACCGCGUCGGAUAAGACACUGAUUGUGGGUCGUGAAUCUGGCACCAUUCAGAGAUACAGUCUACCCAACGUUGGUUUGAUUCAAAAAUACUCCCUUCUGUCUCGAGCUUACCAGUUGUCUUUGAAUUGCAACUCCAGCCGUCUCGCCAUCAUCGAUAUUUCUGGUGUUCUUACUUUCUUUGACCUGGACGCUCGAGUGACAGAUAGCACGGGGCAGCAGUUGAUAGGCGAGCAAUUGAAACUGGAGCGCAAAGAUGUCUGGGAUAUGAAAUGGGCCAAAGAUAAUCCGGAUUUGUUUGCAAUGAUGGAAAAAACAAGAAUGUAUGUUUUCAGAAACUUGGAUCCUGAGGAACCCAUUCAGACUUCUGGAUAUAUUUGCAACUUUGAAGAUUUGGAAAUUAAGUCCGUUCUCUUGGAUGAUAUAUUGAAGAAUCCUGAUCACCCCAACAAGGAUUACAUCAUUAACUUUGAGAUCCGGUCCCUACGAGACAGUCGAGCGCUGAUAGAGAAGGUCGGCAUUGAGGACGCUUCCCAGUUCAUUGAGGACAAUCCCCACCCCCGGCUUUGGCGCCUACUGGCCGAGGCCGCCCUGCAAAAGCUGGACCUGCAGAUGGCCGAGCAGGCCUUCGUGCGCUGCAAAGACUACCAGGGCAUCAAGUUCGUGAAGCGGCUCGGGAACCUGCAGAGCGAGGCCAUGAAGCAGUGCGAGGUGGCCGCCUACUUCGGCCGCUUCGAGGAGGCCGAGAGGAUGUACCUGGACAUGGACAGGAGGGACCUGGCCAUCGGCCUUCGGCUGAAAUUGGGAGAUUGGUUCCGAGUCCUGCAGUUACUGAAGACGGGGUCCGGCGACGCUGAUGACAGCCUCCUCGAACAAGCCCACAAUGCCAUCGGAGACUACUUUGCUGAUCGACAAAAAUGGUUGAACGCUGUCCAGUACUAUGUGCAAGGUCGGAACCAGGAGCGCUUGGCCGAGUGUUACUACAUGUUGGAAGACUAUGAGGGUCUCGAGAACCUGGCCAACUCCCUGCCGGAGAACAACAAGCUGCUUCCUGAGAUUGCCCAGAUGUUUGUGAGGGUCGGGAUGUGUGAGCAGGCUGUGACCGCCUUUUUGAAGUGUAACCAACCCAAAGCAGCUGUGGAUACCUGUGUGCACCUGAACCAGUGGAACAAAGCUGUUGAGCUGGCUAAAAAUCAUAACAUGAAGGAAAUCGGGUCCUUGCUGGCUCGGUACGCGUCUCAUCUGCUGGAAAAGAACAAGACUCUGGACGCCAUAGAACUCUACCGGAAAGCCAAUUACUUCUUCGAUGCAGCUAAACUCAUGUUCAAGAUUGCAGAUGAAGAGGCCAAGAAAAGGACCAAGCCUUUACGGGUUAAGAAGCUCUACGUGCUUUCGGCUCUUCUCAUAGAGCAGUACCAUGAGCAGAUGAAGAAUGCCCAGAGGGGAAAGGUUAAAGGGAAGAGUUCGGAGGCCACCUCCGCCUUAGCCGGCUUGCUGGAGGAGGAGGUUCUGUCUUCGGCUAAUCGGUUCACGGACAACGCCUGGAGAGGGGCCGAAGCUUACCACUUCUUCAUCCUCGCGCAGAGACAGCUGUACGAGGGCUAUGUUGACACGGCUCUGAAAACAGCUCUCCACCUGCGGGACUACGAGGACAUCAUCCCGGCCGUGGAGAUCUACUCGCUGCUGGCUCUGUGUGGCUGUGCCAGCCGGGCCUUUGGGACCUGCUCCAAAGCCUUCAUUAAGCUGGAGUCCCUGGAGACGCUGACUACGGAGCAGAAGCAGCAGUACGAGGACCUGGCUCUGGAGAUCUUCACCAAGCACACGCCGAAGGAUAACCGCAAGUCGGAGCUGGACAGUCUCCUGGAGGGUGGGGAAGGGAAGCUCCCGACGUGUGUGGCGACAGGAAGCCCCAUCAUGGAGUACCAGUUCUGGAUGUGUAACGUGUGCAAACACUGCGUCCUGGCCCAGGAGAUCAGCAACUAUAACUUCUGCCCCUUGUGCCACAGCUCGGUGGGGUAGCAGCUGGUGCAGGGGUCGGGGGCCCCCAGGGGCCCAGUCCUGAGCCGCGAGUGUGAACAAGAGGAGAUGCCCUCUCUCUCUGGGCCCAGGUGUCUGUUCUGUUUUGGGAAAACAACAAGGGAAGAAGCAUCCAGCCUCUAUUGGAUGAGGACGUGCUUGAAAUGCGGAGUCCAAAUGCAGCUCCACUUGUGUCUGAACGAUUCUGGGACCUCUAGGACUUAAGAUUUUCUUUCCUGAUCUGGCUCAAUGUCUGUCUUUCAUCACCGUGAGGCAGCGAUGUCCCCCCAGAAGGGCUGGGUGCCUUCUCUGUUCUCCAGCCUCGUCCUUGGAGACUGUGUGCUCUGGACGGCCUCUGGAUUCCAGAACAAAGGGGCCGACUGGGGAGGUCAGGAGUUACCCAGCUCUGUUCUAAGAUCAGAGAUCUUGCAUUUUUAUACAGCAGUUCCU
Sarcophilus harrisii (Tasmanian devil) is the source of this 3960-nucleotide messenger RNA. RefSeq names its product WD repeat domain 35 (gene WDR35). Gene Ontology annotation, cellular component: intraciliary transport particle A; non-motile cilium. Gene Ontology annotation, molecular function: protein binding. NCBI's taxonomy places the organism in Eukaryota, Metazoa, Chordata, Mammalia, Dasyuromorphia, Dasyuridae. The transcript has 27 exons. Gene Ontology annotation, biological process: non-motile cilium assembly; protein localization to cilium; intraciliary retrograde transport. Bases 1 to 3513 code for a protein of 1170 amino acids. The record is from RefSeq and is a predicted model, not a curated record.